Neogale vison (American mink) is the source of this 3357-nucleotide messenger RNA. It is a transcript of the gene CCDC158, whose product is annotated as coiled-coil domain containing 158. The coding region runs from base 1 to 3357 and encodes 1118 amino acids. The record is from RefSeq and is a predicted model, not a curated record. The transcript has 23 exons. Lineage: Eukaryota; Metazoa; Chordata; Mammalia; Carnivora; Mustelidae.
AUGGAACUAAAAGCCGGUGAAUCAAAUAAUGAAGAUCUUUUAUCAAGCAGUGGUGUCCCAUCCAAUGGAGGUUCUUCAAGUCCGUUUUUUAUGUCAUCUAUCCGUGGCACAAUCAUUGAAAACACGUCUUCAGCUGCGACAUUGACACAAAUUCCUUUUUUCCCCAAAUAUGAAGUGGAACUUGAUUCUCCUAGAAAAGUCAUCCCGUACCCUGGAAAGGAACACAUCGAACGUGUUUUGGAAGAAUAUUCACAUCAAGUCAAAGAUCUGCAGAGACGACUGAAUGAAAGCAAUGAAUUGCAUGAGAAACAGAAGUUUUACUUACGGCAGUCGGUCAUCGAUUUGCAAACAAAACUUCAAGAGAUGCAAAUGGAGAGAGACGCCAUGGCUGACAUCAGACGAAGGGAGAGUCAAUCCCAGGAGGGUUUAAGAAAUCAGCUUCAAAACACAGUUCAUGAACUCGAAGCUGCCAAGUGCCUUAAGGAGGACAUGUUGAAAGACAGCAGCGCGCAGAUAGAGCAGCUGAGAAAGAUGAUGCUCGGCCAUGAGGGGGUGCUUCAGGAAAUCCGCUCCGUCCUCGCCGACUUCGAAGAAGCCUCAGGCAAGAAAAUAUACGAACACGACAGCGUGUCUACUCUCCACUUCCGCAACAUGGGCUCGGCUAUUAGUAAAAUCCUAAGAGAAUUAGACACAGAGAUUUCUUAUCUUAAAGGGAGGAUAUUUCCAGUAGAGGACCAGCUUGAAGCACUGAAGUCUGAAUCACAGAAUAAGAUAGAAUUGCUUCUUCAACAGCAUCAAGAUAGGAUUGAGCAGUUAAUAAGUGAGCAUGAAAUUGAGAUAACGGGCCUUACCGAGAAAGCCAGCAGUGCUCGAAGCCAGGCCAGUAGCAUCCAGAGUCAGCUGGAAAUCAUUCAAGAACAAGCAAGAAACCAGAAUUCAAUGUACAUGCGUCAGCUCAGCGAUCUGGAAUCUACUGUUUCUCAGCUACGUUCUGAGCUAAGGGAAGCCAAAAGGAUGUACGAAGACAAGAUAGAAGAGCUUGAAAAGCAGUUAGUCCUUGCCAACUCAGAACUAACCGAGGCACGGACGGAACGUGACCAGUUCAGUCAGGAAUCUGGAAAUUUGGAUGAUCAGCUUCAAAAGCUGUUGGCUGACCUGCAUAAGCGAGAGAAGGAGCUGAGUCUGGAGAAGGAGCAGAACAAGCGUCUCUGGGACCGGGACACGGGCAACAGCAUCACCAUCGACCACCUGCGGCGGGAGCUGGAUGACAGGAACAUGGAGGUGCAGCGCCUGGAAGCCCUCCUCAAGGCCAUGAAGAGCGAGUGUCAGGGCCAGAUGGAGCGGCAGAUGGCAGCAAUUCAGGGCAAGAAUGAAAGUCUAGAGAAAGUGUCCUCCUUGACUGCUCAGCUUGAAUCCACCAAAGAGAUGCUCCGCAAAGUGGUAGAAGAGUUGACGGCCAAGAAGAUGACCCUGGAGAGCUCCGAGAGGACCGUAUCGGACCUGACCGCUUCCCUGCAGGAGAAGGAGAGAGCCAUCGAGGCCACCAAUUCAGAGAUCACAAAGCUACGGUCCCGGGUGGACCUGAAAUUGCAGGAGCUGCAGCACCUGAAAACCGAGGGCGACCACCUCAGGAACGUGCAGACCGAGUGUGAGGCCCUCCGGCUACAGAUGGCAGAGAAGGACAAGGUGAUCGAGAUUUUGCGCCAGCAGAUUGAGAACAUGACCCAGCUGGUUGGCCAGCACGGGCGGACGGCGGGCGCCAUGCAAGUGGAAAAGGCUCAGCUGGAGAAGGAGAUCAACGACAGGAGGCUGGAGCUCCAGGAGUUCAAGAUUUUAAAAGAUAAAAAAGAUGCAAAGAUACGGGAGCUUGAGGCCCGAGUGAGUGACCUGGAGCUGGAAAAGGUGAAGCUGGUGAACGCGGGCUCCGAGCGGCUCCGUGCGGUGAAGGACAUCAAACAGGAGAGAGAUCAGUUAUUAAAUGAGGUGAAAACCGGUAGGAGUGAGUUGAACAGCCUCACAGAGGACUACGAAGUCUUAAAAAGGAAUUUCCGAAACAAAACUGAGGAAAUGGAAGCUACUACAAACAAACUGAAAAUGCAGUUGAAGUCCGCACAGUCUGAACUUGAACAAACGAGAAAUACGUUGAAGUCGAUGGAAGGAUCCGAUGGUCAUGCUAUGAAAGUGGCAAUGGGGAUGCAGAAGCAAAUCACAGCUAAAAGAGGUCAAAUAGACGCCCUUCAGAGCAAGAUACAGUUUUUGGAAGAGGCAAUGACUAACGCAAAUAAGGAAAAGCACUUUCUAAAAGAAGAGAAGAAUAAAUUAAGCCAGGAACUGAGUACUGUUGCAACAGAAAAAAACAAGAUGGCAGGAGAACUGGAGGUCCUGAGAUCCCAGGAACGACGUUUGAAAGAAAAGGUCGCGAAUAUGGAAGUUGCCCUUGAUAAGGCAUCUUUGCAGUUUGCGGAAUGUCAAGAUAUCAUACAGCGUCAGGAACAGGAGUCUGUACGCCUAAAACUUCAACACACUUUGGAUGUAAAAGAACUUCAGGGCCCCGGGUUCGCCUCGAACACUUCCGUGAAGUCGCGCCUCCUGCAGCCGCCCACGGCCACCCGCUCCCAUUCCAACGUGCCGUCGUCACAGUCCACGGCCAGCUUCCUGUCUCACCACUCUAUGAAACCCACCACAUUGAAGGAAGAUCCAACAAGGGACCUGAAACAGCUUCUCCAAGAGCUGAGAAGUGUGAUCAACGAGGAGCCAGCUGUGCCGCUGGGCAAGCCCGAGGAGGAAGGGAGAACACCGUCCCUGGGAGUCUCCUACGUGGCUGUAGAUGUUAGAGAAAGAGGUUGCAAAACUGAAUCAAGCCUGAGAUUAGAGAUAUGCCAUAGAAGCAACAACUCAUUAAGGGACUCCACUGAAGGCAGCAAAUCCAGUGAUACCCUCAGCAGAGAGCCUGUCACAUUGCACACGGGAGACUUGGAGGACCCAUCCAGCUGCUUCACGUUCCCGUCCACAGCAAGUCCGUCUGUGAAAAAUUCAGCUUCUCGAUCAUUCCAUUCAUCUCCGAAGAAGUCCCCAGUUCACUCACUGCUGACUAGUUCGGUUGAAGACUCAGUGGGCUCCACAGCCCUGUACAGACCCACGAAGCCGGUGCAUUCUUCUGACUCUGUUAAAGCUUCACAGUCUCAGCCAAUAGAAACAACAGGAAAAACGUGCAGGAAGCUUCAGAACAGACUGGAAAGCUUGCAGACUCUUGUAGAAGAUUUACAGAUGAAGAACCAAGCAAUGUCUUCAAUGAUCAGAAAUCAAGAAAAGAGGAUACAGAAAGUGAAAGACCAGGAAAAAAUGUUACUAAAAUGA